GGAAGAGAAACUUCAGUUUAAAAAGUCAGCAGAGAUCAGUACGGAGAGAAGAGUGAAGACAAGCAAGACAAAACAGUUAUUCUGUGGAGUAAGAGCCUGAAAGUGUUGAGCACCGAACAUCGAGGAUGUUUGUUCUCAUCUGGGCAGCUCUGCUUUUCUCUGUGAGAGGCAGUAAUGCUGGCACAGGUUCCUCAGCCUCAGAACACUGUGACAGAGAAUACUGUGUUACUCUCAGUGAGCAAGAACUAAGAGCAGAGGCUGGACUCUGUGUUGUGAUCCCGUGCUUUUUCAGGACUGCUGCUGACUUUACCCCCAAACAUAUAGUUUGGUUCAAAUGUGAAGCAUCUACUGAAAGAUGUGGUGAUGCUGACAUAAUAUUUCACAGCAACAAAAACACAAAGAAAAAGCCUCAGGCUGGAUUUGAAGGACGAGUGUCACUUUUGGAGCCUGAUGUGAGUCAGAACAACUGCAGCAUCAUCAUUAAUGAUCUCAAACAGUCUGAUUCUGGAUCAUAUCAGCUCAGAGUUAAUGGUGAAUGGAAUGGGCAACAAGAUAGAUUUACAUUCCUUACAAAAGCAGCUGUCUCUGUUACAGGUCUCAUUCAGAAGCCCACAGUAACGAUUCCCACACUGACAGAGGGACAGCAGGCCACACUGACCUGCACUGCUCCUGGUCUCUGCUCUGGAUCUGUUCCUGAAAUCACCUGGACAUGGAGAGGAGCAGGAGGGACUGAAUCUCACAUUACAGAGAACAUCACUGCUUUCAAGACUGAGAAUCUGACAGCUUUCACACAGAGACACACCUCAACUUUGACCUUUAAUGCGUCAGCUGAACAUCACAACUCUGAAAUCACCUGUAAAAUCGGCUUCACAGGUGAAACAACUACAGAAGAGACUUCAGCUUUGAGAGUGAACUAUGUGAAGGAAGUUAAAAUCACUGGUGUUACACGUGUGAGGGAGGGCGAGGCUCUGAAUCUGACCUGCAGUGUUGAAAGUUUCCCUCCAUCUCUGAUUAUGUGGAAAAAUCAUAGUUCCAACACAGACCACAGUGACACUGGAUCAUCUACACUUGUCAUCAGUAAUGUGACAGCAGAACACUCUGGACAGUACGUCUGCACAGCUAAAUAUAUGAACAACACCCUCAAGGAUGAAGUCAACAUAACAGUGAUAUAUAAAAGGAAACCUCAGAUUAUUGGAAAUACAACUGUUAAGGAGGGAGAUGUUCUGAAUCUGACCUGCAGUGUUAAAAGUUUCCCUCCAGCUCUGAUUGUGUGGAAAAAUCAUAGUUCCAACACAGACCACAGUGACACUGGAUCAUCUACACUUGUAAUCCAUAAUGUGACAGCAGAGCACUCUGGACUGUACGUCUGUACAGCAAAACAUCUGGACACAACUGUGACGUCAUAUGUUGAAGUGAUUGUGACUUGGUUUUCAAAGAUCCUCGAUGGCUCUGGAUGUGUGCGUCAGUCAGAGGUUUUGACCUGUGUGUGUAUCAGUGAAGGGUUUCCUUUACCUACCAUUAACUGGCCGCUCCUGAAGAACCACACUGAGUACUCUGUCAUUACCACUGUGACAAACCACACAGUCAACAGCACUGUCAGUCUGAGUGUAAGAAACCAUGGCAACAGCACUGUUGAAUGUGUCAGCAACAAUGGAAAUGGAGAAGAAAGAGAAAACCUGAUCCAGAAAAACCUGUCUGGUAUUGCAGAGCAGUCGUCUGGUUUUAGUCUGGGAUACCUGAAAAUCAUCAUUGCAUUUUUGACUGGGGUACUUCUUUCAGCAAUCAUUUGUUUGGCCAAAAAUUACUGCAGCAGAAAAAAACGGACGAGCUCUCAAAAUUCAGAUCAGACUUCUGAGAUGGAGACACGUCGAGAUGAUCAACUGGUGUAUUAUGGUCAAGCAUUACGCGACCAUCUGACCCUGAACUCAAACAGUGGGCCAACAGGAGUGGUGUAUGCCAACAUUAAUUUAUCCCUGUUGAAAAGAAACCCUGGCAGGGAGGCAACAAGGAGGCAAGAGAGCACAAAGACAGAGUAUGCUGAAAUUAAGAAAGCACUUAAAGAAGAACAGGAAAAUGAUGCUGUGGAGGAAGAAGAAAUUUCCUGUGCUAAAGAGGAGAAGCUGAUGGUGGAGUUGGAGAUGAAACAAUGUGAACCUGAAAACAAGGAAGGAGGAGAUGAGGCAGUGUACGCCACUGUGAAUGAUAUAACUGAUGAAAUUUGAGGAACGUUUGAU
Molecule: messenger RNA, 2234 nt
Organism: Archocentrus centrarchus (flier cichlid)
Lineage: Eukaryota; Metazoa; Chordata; Actinopteri; Cichliformes; Cichlidae
Product: sialic acid-binding Ig-like lectin 10
Exons: 11
Coding region: 126-2222 (698 amino acids)
Biological process (GO): cell adhesion
Cellular component (GO): plasma membrane
Molecular function (GO): sialic acid binding
Source: RefSeq, a predicted model, not a curated record